AUGAUCGAAGGUAUCGCUGAUGUGGCAUCUCUCUUUUCAUGUGGUUUCAUUCGACUGAACCGUGAGCUCAGUCUUGGUGCAGAGUAUAAGCAAAUCGUUUUGGUCUCUUUAAUGAUUUGUAGUGCUGCGUUCACGGCUCACAUGAUCGGGAAUAUGCUAAUCGCAGUCAACCGAUAUUCUGCGGUCUUCCUCAUGCAGAGAUACGAUACGAUAUGGUCCCGAAGAAAUGUGUUUAUCCUCAUAGUAGUCCAGUACGGUGUGGCUUUUGUCGCUUGUAUACAUCUUGCAGGUGCAGAGAUGGUUUACACCACGAAUACCCAAGGAAUAUCAACUUACAAGGGGGUGGAUAAACACGCCGAUCUG
Molecule: messenger RNA, 363 nt
Organism: Ostertagia ostertagi
Lineage: Eukaryota; Metazoa; Nematoda; Chromadorea; Rhabditida; Trichostrongylidae
Source: the annotation of a GenBank genome assembly